CCAGCCCCUGUACACUUAGCCUUAUGCACGUAUCUGCCCAACCACGCUGGCACUCAGCCUCCCUGGCCCACCUUGGACAUUCCCCAUUGCACACCCCUGGCCACUCCUUUUGCUCUCGGCUUCCACCACUUCUUCCUGGGCCGUACUGCCAGCCAUUCACUCAUCUCAGAGUAGCCACCUUGCCCUGUCUCACACCUCAAACCCACCAUGUCCUUGGGGUCACUGAAAUUCCAGGCCGUGGGUGAGGAGGAUGAGGAGAAUGAGGAGGAGGAGGAGAGCUUAGACUCCGUGAAGGCGCUGACGGCCAAGCUACAGCUGCAGACACGGAGACCCUCGUAUUUGGAGUGGACGGCCAAGGUCCAAAGCCAGGCCUGGCGCAAGGCCCAAGCCAGACCUGACCCCAGGGGACCAGGGGCCAUCUGUGGCUUUGAUUCAAUGGAUGCUGCGCUCAAAUGGCUCCGUCGGGAACUGAGGGAGAUGCAGGAUCAGGACCGGCAGCUGGCAGGGCAGCUGCUGAGGCUGCGGGCCCAGCUGCACCGAUUGAAGGUGGACCAAGCCUGUCACCUGCACCAGGAGCUGCUGGAUGAGGCCGAGCUGGAGCUGGAGCUGGAGCCUGGGGCCGGCCUGGCCCUGGCCCCCCUGUUGCGGCACCUUGGCCUCACACGCAUGAACAUCAGCGCCCGGCGCUUCACCCUCUGCUGAGGGCCACCUGGGUGCCUCGAGGGUGUCUCAGAGGCACACUCAGAGCUCUAAGGGCUCAACUGAGAGUGCACAAAACCCCAGC
Molecule: messenger RNA, 784 nt
Organism: Octodon degus (degu)
Lineage: Eukaryota; Metazoa; Chordata; Mammalia; Rodentia; Octodontidae
Gene: Fam167b
Product: family with sequence similarity 167 member B
Exons: 2
Coding region: 208-702 (164 amino acids)
Source: RefSeq, a predicted model, not a curated record